CAGAGAGAAGUUUUAGGGCUGCUCCUUCAGACUUGAACAGGAACCGGGCGUUAGAGAAACUACGAGGAUAGAGAAAGGGUUUCAGUUUGAAGUAAACAGACGUCAUGGCGAAGAGGAUGCUGUGCUUGUGUCUCUGUCUGACAAUCUGCCAGGUCAGAGGUGUUCCUGUAAAGAUGAACAAAACCAUUCAGAGCCUCCUGCAGUUCUACGGGCAUGAUAAGCUUCCAUUGCGUGUGAGGUUUAGCGGGGAGACUGUGUUCCCCAGAGAAUUUGCACCCGGCAGAAUUGAGGUGAACCGCCUGUUGUUGGGAGGAAUUAUGGAGACCUAUGAAGAACUGAUUAGUCUAAUGAUAAAGCAGCUACCAACCACAGGUCCCAAAACAGACGAUAACAGUAGCCCUCCCCCCUCGAGUGCUCCUGUCCCCCAGGCCCAAGUGGCAAAGUCUGAUACGGAUAACAUACGAGGGCAACUGCACUACAUACUAACAAAGAUCCAAGACCUGAGGAAGAACGUAUUUGCAGAACAAGACAAGAUACUCCACAAAGUUUACACCAUCAAGCCCAUCCAGAUGGACGACAAGGUGAUCCAGAGCAAGGCGUUGUGGGAGCUGCAAUACCUCUACGAGGAGGCGAGAGCUCUCAAUGACGUCAGGCGUCGGCGGCGCAGGCAUGCACACAAGUUCAAAACCCCCUAACGUCUUCAAAGGGUAUCAGGAAAGGAGUUGUCAUCCACAAAUGACCUGUUUAUUAAUGGGGGAAAUGAGGGAUGACAAAGCAAUGAAUAUUUGAACUGUGGAUUCUAUCAAAGGAAUUUAAAAAGCAAGACCAAAAAAGAGAAACAAUAUAUGCUUUAGAUUAACAAUAGCUUGAUAAAGGUGGAGUUGACAGGCUGAAAAACUACAAGUCAUUUUGGCUGCAUAGAAGAAUGCGCUUUGACAACAUCAAAGUAAAGAAUGAUGACCAAAUAGCAAUUGCAGCAACAAUUGAUCAUCUUAGUAUGUGAGUAAUAACUCCAUAAUAAUGAGUUACUGAACGAUGUAUUUUCAAUGAUUCACUCCAUAGAGGCUCUUCUUUGUCUUCCUCCGUCUGUGGACAGGAGAAAAUGUGUGCUGAGCAGCAGAACUGUCCGCAAGAAACAUGAUUUUCUUUCCUCCCUAUAAAUAUGACUUAAAGCAACAAAAGGGAAUUAUGAAUUGGCAAUUGGCGAUCGGUUGCAGCCAUGCCUAUAUUAUCCACUUUUUGUGCAUUAUUAGCAUAAUAUGGUAUUAAUAGUACAUAUUUCUAGAUUGACUCCUUAAAUUGUAACUGUUUUUUCUUCCUGAAAUCACAUUUACACUGACAAGACAGGAUUUUCCAGGUUUUUCUGUAAACACAUUUUCCUUUCCUUGACUGCAAAAAAUGUGUCUUUUAUAUAAUUCAUUGUAAUAUUUAUUUUUCUAUUUAAGAUGU
This is a messenger RNA of Synchiropus splendidus (mandarinfish), 1449 nucleotides long. RefSeq names its product interferon gamma-like. Bases 105 to 695 code for a protein of 196 amino acids. Gene Ontology annotation, biological process: immune response. The transcript is spliced from 4 exons. The record is from RefSeq and is a predicted model, not a curated record. Gene Ontology annotation, molecular function: type II interferon receptor binding. Gene Ontology annotation, cellular component: extracellular region. Lineage: Eukaryota; Metazoa; Chordata; Actinopteri; Syngnathiformes; Callionymidae.